Messenger RNA from Cololabis saira (Pacific saury), 4688 nucleotides. Its product is annotated as F-BAR and double SH3 domains protein 2-like. The record is from RefSeq and is a predicted model, not a curated record. Bases 216 to 2429 code for a protein of 737 amino acids. Lineage: Eukaryota; Metazoa; Chordata; Actinopteri; Beloniformes; Belonidae. Gene Ontology annotation, cellular component: neuromuscular junction; recycling endosome. The transcript is spliced from 20 exons. Gene Ontology annotation, molecular function: protein binding. Gene Ontology annotation, biological process: neuromuscular synaptic transmission; regulation of actin filament polymerization.
UGGACAGCAGCGUUUUCUGCCCCCCGAGGCAACAGAACAGUCCGUGUUUUCCAAACGGGACUCAACUUACUACUUUACCGGAGUCCGCUACACCCGGGCGGCCCAACCGCCCUCCCUCCUCCCGCUAUCCGUCGUCAGGAACAUUUUACACAAACUUUUUCUUUUUCUAGAGAAACCCUCGACUUUUGUAGAGACUUUUAUGUCCAGGACCGAGGAUGCAGCCCCCGCCGAGGAAGGUCCGGGUCUCCCAGGAACUGAAACACACUCAUACCGAGCAGACCAACCAAUUACAGAUCAAACACCAGGCACAGUGUGACCUGCUGGACGACCUGAGGACUUUCAGCCAAAAGAGAACAGCUGUGGAGAGAGACUACGCCCAGGCUCUCCAGAAGUUGGCAAAUCAGUACCUGAAAAGGGAAUGGCCCGAGAGUGUUACGGAGGACCAGGCAGAUCACAGGAACAUGUAUUGUGUUUGGAGGGCGUAUUUGGAGGGUACGGUUCAGGCCACCCAGUUCAGAAUUAAAGCCUGUGAUAACUACAAAGUCCAGGUAGCAGAUCCGGUCAAGACAGCCCGACUGCAGAAGGACCAGCAGCUCAGGAAGUGUAUUGAGGAGCUGACGGUGGUCCAGGCGGAGCUGCAGGAAUCGGUGAAGGAGCUGACCAAGAGCAGGAAGAAGUACCAGGAGGCAGAGACCUUGGCACAGGCUGUCCGAGAGAAAGCCGAGCUCGACGCCAAGUCCAAGCUAAGUCUCUUCCAGUCGAAGUCCAGUCUCCAGAGAGCCAGCGUGAAGCUGAAAGCCAAGAGGAACGAGUGCAACUCCAAAGCAACCCACGCCAGAAACGACUACCUUCUCACACUAACAGCCGCCAACGCUCACCAGCAGCGCUACUACAGCACAGACCUGAUGGAUUGCAUCAAAGUCUUAGAUGGCAAAAUCUAUGAGCAGGUAAAAGACUACCUGGUUUCACUUUGUCAGACUGAGCUGGAGAUCUACCAGGCCGUCCACAACACCUUCAACCAACUCCUGAACAGCUCAAAUGGGGUUCUACAAGAGUUCCACCAGCAGUUGUUUGUACAGAAGAACACCAUGUUUCAGCAGGCGCCGGACUUCUUGUACACGCCCAUCGACUCGGAUACGGUGUUGCAGCUGCACAGAGAGACUGGAAUAACGGAGGAGCACAGUCUAGAUAAGGAGGCGAGGAAGUGGGCGAGCCGCGUGGCCCGGGAGUAUAAAAGCAUCAUCCACACACAGAGGACCAUGGAGGAGUACGGGACGCAGGAGACGUCGGAGCAGAACGGCGAGCUGGAGAUUAAGAUGGAGGUGGCCCGGCAGAGUCUCCGCAGGGCAGAGACGGUAAAAGUAAAAGCUGAAGCCCGCUUGGACCUGCUGAGGCAGGCAGGAGUCGCAGUUGAAACGUGGCUGAAGAGCGCAAUGAACCAGGUGAUGGAGGAGCUGGAGAACGAGCGCUGGAACAACCUCAAUACCCAUGAUCCUUCACUUUCUGGAACAGCAGAUUUGGAGCGCGAGGAUGAGGAAGAGAUGGAGGACAGCGGUGAAGUGUUGGACGACAGCAGCUCCAGCCCCUCAAGCACCUUGAAAAACUACCCACUCACCUGCAAAGUUCUCUACUCCUACAAGGCUUCUCAGCCAGAUGAGCUGACCAUCGAGGAGCAGGAGAUCUUGGAGGUCAUUGAUGAUGGCGACAUGGAGGACUGGCUCAAGGCCAGAAACCGCAGCGGGCAGGUGGGCUACGUCCCAGAGAAGUACUUGCAGCUUCCUUCCUCCAACAGCCUGUUGAGCAUGCUGCAGUCUCUGGCCGCGCUGGACGCCCGAUCCCACUCCUCCAGCAACUCCACCGAACCCGAGAUGGAAGUCCCAACGGGCUCCGUGAACGGAGACUCCAGUGUGUCAUUUGCAAAGGCCUUGUACGACUACGCAGGACAAACGGACGAAGAGCUGUCGUUUCCAGAAGGUGCGAUCAUUCGUAUCCUCAGCAGAGAGACUCACGAGGACGACGGUUUCUGGGAGGGCGAGUUCAACGGCGUCGUCGGCGUCUUUCCGGCCGUUCUGGUGGAGGACCUCACCGGCCUCAACGAGAAUGGAGACGGACAAAGACAGGGAGGUUCACAGGCAUCUCCCUCCACUUUGGCCCAGUGCGAUCGCUCCCCCUGUAGUCCCUUCCAGCCAGGACCUCUCCACAGCAGCCCCUUGCAGACCCCCACCAUGUCCUCUCCUGCAUCCAGCCCCUGCAGCGCCACGGCGUCUCCCAUCGGCCGACCACCCGCCUAUCACAACGGACACCACAGGCCGCCACCGGCUCCCCACAAGAGCCCCUAUCACAGUCCAGCACAAGGGUCCCCUCAACCUCCCAAAUACCCAGAGAGUGCCGCCGGCACCAUCCGACCUGUGAGUGACAGACUGAAAUAACUACACAGACCAUGAGGUCCGUGCUGCUCCCCCGCCCCCAAAGCAGCAUCCUCGUGGGCAGGUGAAGCGGAGGGAGGAGGUGGAGAUCACGCUGGUGUGAAAGAGACCGGCUGCUUCCAGCCCGCUGGGACUAGUAGAUGCACUCCUAAAGGAAACCCAAGGAAGUUUUCCCCCUCUGAGGACGCCAGGAACCGGCCCCCGCCGGGUCAGUGUGCCGAGGAGGAAAAUCGUGCCUUUCUCUCCAACAUUCAUAUUCAGUUGUUUUGUUUCUCCCUCGUCAAACUCCAGAGUUUGGCUCCUCAUAGGAAUAUAAAUAGCACCACCCGCACAUCCAGCUGUUGUGUCCAGAUGUGAAUCACUUUAAUCUCAAAUAUAGGCCGACUUUCCACUGCUAAAAACUGAUCCACAAAUACCCAGAAGAACCGCUAACCUCACAUCAUUGACAUGAUCAUCUGGUAUCAGGUUGUUGUUUGUUUGUUUUCCCAACACAGUCGUGUGAAGCGCGAUGAGCUGAGCAUGAACUGAACAGCAGAAAACAACCUCCUCUGAUAUAAAAACAAGGAAAAAUCCAAACUAACAAAAAACAAUGACAUUUUGUGAUUACAGCCUUUUAAACUGUUAGUUGUUUCUGUGCAGUUGGAUCAGGAGACUCAGCUGAGACCUCCAGAAACCACGAAUGUUGCCUUAACUUCCAACACUUUCUCCAAUAUAUUCUAACCGCAAAAUAAUCAUCAACGCCUCUCGAGGCUCAGGAGCAGGAAAAGUUUGUUGUUUUCUGUUCAGCACCUUCAUCAGAAACCCAUGUGAGACCAGCGAUUCACGUCAAACUGAGGUUCAGAGACAUGUUAUUAGCUGUGUCACGGUGGCUGUGAUGGAUUAUUAAGACUGGGGGUGGGUAGUUUUCCCCAUCUAUCAGUUUUUUCUUUUCCUUUCAGUUUGUGACGAUUGCUCGUAAGGAUCAAUAUUGAUAUCAAUAAUCUAGAGAGGAUUUCCCCCCAGGUUCCUCAGCUCCGUCAUCCUGCAGUUUCGUCUCACCGUUUCGCUGCACGACAUUUUCUCAAACCGUCGCAGUUUCAGAUCACUUCUAUGCAACAGAGCUUCACCCGGCAGCAUGUUGUCGACACGUCGACGCGCCACUCCGACAUGAAACCAAAAGUCUGGUUGUCUCCACGAUCGAUCAAAACAACAGUACGGGCGAGGCUGGUCCUCGCCGCCGACUCACGUAGCUGCACGCAGUUACACAAACAAGGGAAAAGUGGCAAUUGUAGUUGUGAUGGUUUAUGUCUGUAGAGAUGAUCACAAUAAUGGCUCUUUUUAUCAUUAUUUGUUUUUAAACCCCUGUCGUCGUCCUAGUUUUCUCAGCAUUUCAAGUAAAUAAACAAUUUAAGGGAAAAACUGUGUGUACACACAUAUUCUAACUUUUUUUUUGUGAAUAUACAGAUUUAGAGAUGUUUGUAUGUCACUAAUGAUGCCAGUUUGAGUUUGUGGUGAGAGCGUUGCUUUGGUGACGGUUUACACUGAAGUCGUGUGCAGUUUAAAUGCGGUUUAUGUUUGAGGAGGAAACCACCCAGAGCUGCUAGCUGUCCAUUUUAAACCUAUACUGUCAUAGUGAAGCACUUUUUCUUGUGUUCUUACUCCCUUUCAGUAUUGUUGAAGUUUGUUUACCAGCUGUAUUGGUAUGAAAACCUUUCUUUUAUGAGCUCUUGUGUUAUUUAGCCUUAAAUAGCCAUCGUAGUGUCUUCGACAGAUUCCGAUCUGGUUUUGUUUUUGUUUUUUAAAAGCAUUGAUAGUUUACAGAGAGCUUGGAGAUGGAUACCUGUUUAAAAAAAUACUAAUAAUAGCAAAUGUUUUUUUCUUUGUUCUUUUUUAUUAGAAUUAGAAUUGAAAACAUAUUAAACCAUAGUUGGAUUUGAUCAGAGGAAAAGUGAUAUCUGUCAGCCAUGUUGCUGUGUUCUCGUUGAUCUCCUUGAGAUCUGAAUGACAUCAAACUUAUUUUUGAAGUUUGCAUAUACCCUUUUAUUAAUUAAAAAAAAGUCUUCAGACUGAAGCUUCUUUUCCGUUAGAAAAGUUGUUGUUAACCUGCUACUGGUCCUGAUCCAAAAUAAAAUAAAGUCCAAUUCUGAAAUUCAGCGACAAAGUGCCCGUUUUACGAACAGUUCUGCAGAAGCUGCAGAGCGUCAGAUUUACACACCAGUGGAUGUUUAACUGUAUUUAUUGUGUACAAAUAAAUGUGAAAUAAAGAUAGCUUAAAUGAAACAA